Salvelinus namaycush (lake trout) is the source of this 3114-nucleotide messenger RNA. Its product is annotated as soluble guanylate cyclase gcy-31-like. The record is from RefSeq and is a predicted model, not a curated record. Lineage: Eukaryota; Metazoa; Chordata; Actinopteri; Salmoniformes; Salmonidae. Gene Ontology annotation, molecular function: heme binding; guanylate cyclase activity; oxygen sensor activity. Gene Ontology annotation, biological process: response to oxygen levels; nitric oxide-cGMP-mediated signaling; cGMP biosynthetic process. Bases 1 to 3114 code for a protein of 1037 amino acids. The transcript has 17 exons. Gene Ontology annotation, cellular component: guanylate cyclase complex, soluble.
AUGAUCUUCGAGCACAUUCCAGGAGUGGAGACUAUGAUGGAUGACAUCAUCGUCUGGGGAUCCACAAAAGAAGAACACGAUGCGAGAGUGAGACAAGUGCUGGACCUGACACGGAAAGUCAGCCUAAAACUAAACAAGGACAAAUGCGAGUUUGGUGUGAAAACACUUACCUUCGUGGGAGAUGUACUUUCAGAGGACGGUGUCAAACCAGACCCGAGGAAAACAUCAGCCAUCAACAACAUGGAGCGCCCGAAGAACAAGGACCAUGUGAGACGCUUCAUGGGCAUGAUCACCUACCUUGCAAAGUUCAUACCUCAACUGUCAGCACAGUCCGCUCCACUCAGAUGUCUUCUGGAACAGAAAAAUGAAUGGGAAUGGUCCCAUGAACAGGAAAACUGCUUCAAAAACCUAAAGAAGACAAUCACAGAAGAGCCAGUGCUCAGGUUCUAUGAUCCAGAGAAAAGCACAAGGAUUUCUGCAGACGCGUCACAGUUUGGCCUGGGAGCAGUUCUUCUGCAACAGCAUGACGACACAUGGCAACCCGUCGCUUAUACGUCCAGAGCCUUGACAGGCGCAGAGACAAGUAAAGCAGUUAAAAUUGGCAGAAAUCUGGAGGUUCCCAACCCCCUUAAGAUGUACGGCCUGUACUUGGAAGCAGUGAAUGAUUAUAUCAACGAGUCGUACGGAGAGGAUGUAUGGAGGCUGAUAGAGGCCCGGGCAGAGAUACCGCAUCUCAAGUUUGUCCGCCAUCAGAUGUACAAUGACAACCUGAUCCUGCGGCUAGCCAAGGCAGCUGGCGAGGUCCUGGGGAAGACCCAUGAUGAGCUCAUGUAUGCCUUCGGGGUUUACAUGGUGAAGAGGAUCGGGAACUACGGCUACGAGAGGAUUCUCAAGGUGUUGGGGCGUAAUGUGCGUGACUUCAUCAAUGAGCUGGACAACCUGCACGAGUACUUCCGCUUCUCUUUCCCCAAGGUGCAGCCUCCCAGCUUCUGUGUGGAGGAGGAGUGUGAGACCAGCCUCACCCUGCACUACCGCAGCACCCGCAAGGGCUUCACCCAGUUUGUCAAAGGCCAGCUGUCUCAAGUGGGAAGGCAGUUCUACAACACAGACAUUGAAGUUGAGAUCCUGUCCAAAGAAGAGACCGAGAAGAUGACAUAUGUGAUCUACAAGAUGAACUUUGACAACGCUGCCUUCAAGCACCGCAUGCCCCAACAGAAGACGGCCCCGGGGUACGAGAAGCUACCCAUGAAGAGGGGCAUCUUUUUCGACAUGUUCCCCUUUAGUGUGAUCUUCCGCCGGGACAUGACCAUGUACCGCAUUGGGGACGGCCUAAAGGAGGUCUUCUCCGACCUGCAGGGCAAGAAGGUCAACGAAGAGUUCACCCUGGUGCGGCCCAUGCUGGAGUUCAGCUGGGACAACAUCUACACCCACCUUAACAAUGUGUUUGAGCUACUGUCCAAAGCUGUGGUGGAGAGCAAGCAGAAGGUGAAUGUCCCUAAACUGAGCAAGGAAAAGGAAGAUGAGGGAAAAGAGGAGAGCGAGAAACCCAAGAGAGAGGAAGAGAGAGAUGUGAAGUCUGUGGAGGAGAUGAAGGGAGACCAGGAGUUCAGCAGUGCUCUGACUCAGUACAACAGCUCAGCCAACUCAGGGGGAGAGGACAUCGAGCUGCUCGCCUUCCAGACUGUCACCGGGAAGUGCAGUGAAACCAUCUUCGAGGAUAUGAGGGAACCUCCCAAGAAGCCCCUCCACCUGAAGGGUCAAAUGAAGUACGUCCCCCAGUGGGACUCGCUCAUCUUCCUCAGUACUCCCAUUAUAGAGACAGUGGAGGACAUGAUUAAAAUGGGCGUCUAUGUGAAUGAUCUGAACCUACACGACUCCAGCCGAGAGCUCAUCUUAGCCGGAACACAGCAGUCGGCUGAACUUCAGCUGGCUCUUGACCAGGAGCAGCAGAAGUAUGCCCAGCUCCAGGAGAUCAUCAAGAAGCUGGACGAGGAGAAGAAGAGAGGAGACUCCCUCCUAUACGCCAUGAUCCCCAAAGCUGUGGCUGACCGGCUCAGGAAGGGUAUCACGGCCCUGGAGACAUGCCAGGUGUUCCCGGACGUGACCAUCCUAUUCAGCGACGUGGUGAAGUUCAACGAGAUCUGCAUCCACAUCACGCCCAUGCAGGUGGUGGACAUGCUCAACGAGAUCUACAUCGUCUUCGACACGCUCAGCGAGAAGCACAACGUCUACAAGGUGGAGACCAUCCGAGAUGCCUACAUGGUGGUGGCAGGCGUGCCCAAUAAGACAACCUUCCAUGCCCACCACAUAUGUGACAUGGCCCUGGACAUGCUGAGCUCCAUCGACCACCUCAAAGACCCCUCCACUGGAGACAACAUCCAGAUCAGAGUCGGGAUCCACUCAGGGAUGGUGGUGGCUGGGGUGGUGGGGCUGAAGAUGCCUCGCUACUGUCUGUUUGGAGACACCGUCAACACUGCCUCCCGCAUGGAGAGCAAUGGGGUGGGCAUGCAGAUCCACAUAAGUCAGACCACCAAAGACCACUUGGAACAUGAGCCCUACAUAAUUGAGGAGAGAGGAAAGAUUUUUGUGAAGGGUAAAGGCUACAUGAAGACAUAUUGGCUGAAGGGGAAGAAGGACCUGUCGUUUAAGACUCCAGCAGAGCUCCGCUACAGCAGUGAACAGAAGGACUCAGAGGACAGGAGCUCCAAUGGGUCCACCUGCACCAACACCAAGCGCUCCACCUCCAACCUGAACAUUCCCAACGAGGAGCAGGCAGAGGGCAAGCCCACCCCCACAGAGCUGCCUGCAGAGCCCUUACCUUCACUAGAGGGCGCCCCCGAGGACCCCACAGACCCCACCGAGCCCCAGGAGAAGAAAGUAAAAAAGAACACUAAGAACAACAACAAAGGGGGCGUGGCCAAGCCCGAAGCUCCUCCCCAGCAGGUCAAUGUAGUGCAGGAGAGUGCAGUGCUUCCUGCUGCUGCCCAGGAGACCCCCACGGCCCCCCCGGCCACCGCCGCCCCAGUGCUCAACAACAAGAAAAACAGCUUCAGGCACCACACCAAGCUGCCCGCCCACCUUCCCAUGCGCAGCACUUCCUGCUGCCUACUGUGA